Messenger RNA from Sipha flava (yellow sugarcane aphid), 924 nucleotides. RefSeq names its product DDRGK domain-containing protein 1 (gene Ddrgk1). The coding region runs from base 50 to 898 and encodes 282 amino acids. The record is from RefSeq and is a predicted model, not a curated record. The transcript is spliced from 6 exons. NCBI's taxonomy places the organism in Eukaryota, Metazoa, Arthropoda, Insecta, Hemiptera, Aphididae.
UAAAAUCAAGGGUUAUAAGUAAUAUAUUUAUUUAAUUAUAUCCGUUAUUAUGGAUCUUAUUGUUUUACUUUCUAUAUUUUCUGCUUCAGUGGUUUUUGGGUUGUUUAGUUAUGUAUUUCGUUAUAAAUUUUUUAAAAAUGAAUCAAAAAAUGUUGUAGAAGAUGAACCUAUAGUUAGGCCAAGACCAGGAUUACGUGCACCUAAUCGCCAUGUAUUACGUCGAAAUAAUCGGAAUGUUAUUGAACCUAGAAAUGAAAAUGCUGAAAAUGAUAAUGACGUAGUUGAUCCAAGUGUUACUUCUGCUAUUGAUCCAAAAUUAGGAGCAAAAAAAAGAGCAAAAUUAGAAGCUAAAGCAGAGAAAAAAAUACAACGAGAAGUUGAACUAAAAGAACGUGAAGACCGUAAAAAGAAGAAAGAUGCAGAAGAGGCAGAAAGAAAAGCUCUUGAAGAUCAAGAAUUGCGACAAGAGCAAGAGCGUUUAGCUUUAGAAAAGAAAAUUGCAGAAGAAAAAGCUAAAAAAGAACAUGAAGAGUACUUAAAAUUAAAAGAAACUUUUGGCAUUGAAGAAGAAGGCUACGAAGAAACAUUAGAAGAUGAAGGUGCCACCUUAACACAGUUCAUUGAUUUCAUUAAGGGAAACAAAGUCAUAUUUUUGGAUGAACUUGCUUUGAAGUUCAAAUUAAAAACUCAAAUUGCAAUUGAUAGAAUUCAAAGUUUAUUGGAAGAUGGUUCAUUAACUGGUGUAAUUGAUGAUAGAGGAAAGUUCAUAUAUAUAUCACAAUCUGAACUUGAUGCAGUUGCUACCUUCAUCAAAAAACGUGGACGGGUUUCAUUAAUAGAAUUAGCUGAACAUAGCAAUAAUUUAAUUGUUCUUGAUAAACCUAUUUCAGCAUCAUAAAAAUAUAUUAAAAUAUUAAAUGGUUA